CAAUUAUUCUUACCCGACUUGUCACUACUCACCUCUGUACGCAUUGUACUGAGCUUUAUUGUUCUGUGGUCGGGAAUAAGUUAUUUUAACUAUCAAUAACUCGACAGUAAAAUGAAUGGCAAGGUAAAUAAGGUAGUGAUUGCAGUUGCAUUCGUCCUUUUAAUAAUGUAUGUUUUGAAGGAUUAUUAUACAGACGUUAAUAAUCAGAUGACUCGCUUAUUGUCCACAAUUUCUGAUGUGAAAAAAGACCAAGGUUCGCAGAAACAAGAAAUGACGACUCUCUUAAAGUCUGCAUUGGCUAAUGUGAGAAAAGAACAAGUGGCACAGAAGUUAGAACAGGCGACUCUCUUAAAGUCUGCAAUCGAAGAUGUGAAAAAAGAACAAGAUACGCAGCAAAAGGAACAGCAAGGCGCAUUAACAUACUUCCGGGACGGUAUCUGGGUAUUGCCUACAACAGAAGAGCUGUCCAAAUUAAGUGCGAAAGAUCUAACGAUUCUAUAUUUUGGAUAUAUAGAACAAAUUCAAGUACCGUGUAAUAAAAGAAUACGGCUAGGUAACAUUAAUGAUGGUGGGUGGGAUUUAUGUGAAGAUAAGCCAUAUAAACCUGAAAAUAACAGUCUAGUAUAUUCUUUUGGAAUAAACAAUGACUUCAGUUUCGAUGAUGCUAUUGGAAAGAGAUUAAAUGCCCGUGUUCACUCUUUUGACCCAUCUAUGGGGAAAACCAAAGAUCAUAAAAGAAACGAACACGUCUUCUUCCAUGCUACUGGUAUUGCUGAUUACACUGGCAAAGUUCCCGGUAAUGGCUGGAAGAUGCAAACUCUAUCGGCCAUUAGAAAAGAACUUGAGCACGAGGACGAAGAUAUAACAGUCUUAAAAAUGGACAUCGAGGGCUGGGAAUGGAAAGUUUUACCAGAGGCCUUGGCUGCUGGAGAACUGAAAGAUAUAAAACAGAUUAUGUUAGAAUUCCACACAUGCGGUAACUGUAAUGAUGUUAGUAAUCGAUUGACCGGGGCCUUAACACUUCUUAAAAACUUUUACGAUAUGGGUCUUAGAAUAUUCUGGAUGCAUAAGAAUCCUGCAUGUCCUUAUACUUGCAAAUUUACUAAUGUAAAACGUACUAAAUGUCAGGAGGUUUAUUUCUUAAAAAAACAAUAACGAUUUUUCGUUAGCAACUCAUUGCGAUUGAUUGUCGACGCCAUGCCAUGUUGAGAUAAUCGCUCAUUUAUUAAAGUACACUCAUACUGCCAACAGUCCGCAUGAAUGUCUGAGAAAAUGAUACGAAACCAAAUCUUACAAUACUUCGUUUCGUAUAAUUCUCUCAAAUGCCAAGUCAUGCGUAAAUUGAUAGAUUUGUAUGUAAAAUGUCUUUAUAUGUCUAACGAAACAAUGGUGUCGUUCCACAAUCCGCAAUGUCAAUGAAGUGUCUAUGGUAUGAAAUAUUGAUUGACGCUACUGUACAUUUAUUAAUUAUUGGUAAUUUAUAUGACCACUUUCUGUUAUUUAUAUAGACAAGUGCUUUAUGGUUUUUCCAAAGGCUAUAUCAACAGGAUUUCUUCCGAACAUUAUAAUAAAAAGGUGACUAAAAAAAUCUAGAUUAUGUUCAGAUGAAUGAAUUGUAAAUAAAAAAAAAAUAAGUAAGAAACGUGAUCUUUCCGUCUCUGCUUGGGUUGUUACUGGAGAAUUCUUUGCACAUUCAAAAGUGUUCGGUUAAAGCGUGGGUGAUGUGUAGAUCUUAUUAUGCCGAGAAUGUUACAAACUUAAAUUUCUUCCUUGGCUCUGUUAGAUCUUAUUAUGCUGUAAAUAUAAGCUUAAAUUUCUUUCUUUUUCUUUAUUGUAUUCCGUUUUUGCACGAAUAAAGAAAUUUUGAGCUAA
Molecule: messenger RNA, 1872 nt
Organism: Patella vulgata (common limpet)
Lineage: Eukaryota; Metazoa; Mollusca; Gastropoda; Patellidae
Exons: 12
Coding region: 112-1155 (347 amino acids)
Source: RefSeq, a predicted model, not a curated record